Messenger RNA from Racocetra persica, 980 nucleotides. The record is from the annotation of a GenBank genome assembly. NCBI's taxonomy places the organism in Eukaryota, Fungi, Glomeromycota, Glomeromycetes, Diversisporales, Gigasporaceae.
UGGAAGGGUAUACUAAUCUUGCACUUCAUGAUUCUGACCAAGGUGCAACGUCUAUAGCAACCACUGCAAAUUCCCAUGAAGACGAACAUUUGUCUUCACCAUCUUUGUCUGAAUCCUCCGUGGUAUCGGAAUUCUUAAUUUCUAACAUUAAUACUGAUAGUGAAAUUCAGAAAUCUUUAAAUAAUGAUGUUGAACAUAAUCUUGAAGAGGACGAUGUUAAACAUGAACAGGUUUAUCAUAUUGAGAAUAAAAUUUUAAAAACAUCUCAAAUUAUAUCUCCAAUUCCACAAAUUACUGAAAAGCAAGUUAUUAUUACUCAAGAGAAUCCUCAUAUUCAAAAGUCCAAAGUUCAAGAGCAAUCAGAACAGAUCGCUAAAUUAACUUCAUUAGGAUCAGCCAAUGAAUCUCUGACAAACGUUAAAGACCAACUAGAAUCCAAAGUUCAAGAGCAAUCACAACAGAUUGCAAAACUUACUUCAUUAGAAUCAGUAAUGGUUCGUCAAUUUGAGCUUGCUGAACGAAUGGAGGAAACAAUGAGACGAUUAGAAGCAAAAGUCAAUUAUCAAAAAGAAGAGUUAGACGGAUUAUUGGCCGGUCGUAUGGAAGAUACUAUUCGACGAUUAGAAAAUAAACUUAAUGAACAAAGUAAAGAAGUAGAAGGGCUAAAAUCUGUUGUAGGAGUGUUUCAAAAAACUCACCCUCAACAAAUCUUGAUAGCGGCAGAGCCGACAUUCGAUACUCAAUUAGCUCAAUUAUCAGUAACAUCAUCACUCGAAGAAAGAACUCUAGCUCAGACAUCAUCACCAUCGAAGAUGACAGCAUCAAUAACGAUGACAGAACAACAAACAUAUACGAAAGACACCCUUGUGAGUACAUUGGUGGUUAAACCAUUGGUUAAUACUAUCACGGUUUCAGCCAGUAUUGCUACAUCAGUCCUUUAUGCAGUCUAUGUGAGACCUGUUGUAGGUCUUGUAAAAGUC